Penicillium verhagenii is the source of this 1617-nucleotide messenger RNA. Its product is annotated as putative amino acid permease family protein. The coding region runs from base 1 to 1617 and encodes 538 amino acids. Gene Ontology annotation, molecular function: transmembrane transporter activity. The transcript is spliced from 2 exons. The record is from RefSeq and is a predicted model, not a curated record. Gene Ontology annotation, cellular component: membrane. Lineage: Eukaryota; Fungi; Ascomycota; Eurotiomycetes; Eurotiales; Aspergillaceae. Gene Ontology annotation, biological process: amino acid transport; transmembrane transport.
AUGGAUUUGGAGUCGAAUUCCAACUCGCUUCCCCUCAAACCACCGCUCGAAAAUGAACAGGAUGUGCAGGAUGCGACCGACCUCGCCGCCAUGGGUCAUGCCCAGGCCUUGACGAGAAAAUUUGAUAUGUGGAGCAUGUUGGCUCUUGCUUUUUGUGUUCUUGGAACCUAUUCUACUUUCGCGCAGGAUCUUAGCAGCGGACUCAGUAAUGGCGGCCCUAUCACCAUUCUCUGGGGUCUUGUGCUCGUCACAGCCUGCAAUCUCUGUGUAGCCUUGUCAUUGGGCGAACUGACAAGCAGCAUGCCCACAGCUCUUGGCCAAGCCUACUGGGUUUACCGACUUUGGAGCACGCCACUCGGCCGAUUCGUCUCCUAUAUGUGUGCGUGGAUCAACACAUUCGGAUGGUGGACUCUGACAGCAUCGCAAGUCGCUUUCAUGACGGAGUUCCUCCUCGGCAUGAAGACCAUGUUUGCACCAAACUGGAACGGUGUCAACGAGGGAUGGGUCAACUUCCUCGUCUACAUCGGAGUGGUCUUCCUAUUGACUCUCAUCAACGUUGUCAGCUGUCGCAAGGAGAAGAUCCUGCCCUGGUUCAACAACUUUGUUGGUGUGUGGUUCGGUGGACUGUUUGUUGUAUUGUCCUUGGCUCUGGUUAUCUCGGUCGGUGUAAAGGGCGACCUCCACUUCCAGCCUGCUUCAUUUGUGUUUGGAAAGUGGAUUAACCAGACUGGAUGGAGUGAUGGUGUGGUCUGGUUUACGGGUCUUGUUCAGGCCGCGUAUGGAUUGACCGCGUUCGACUCGGUCAUUCAUAUGGUUGAGGAAAUCCCCGACCCACGCAAGAACGCCCCCCGUGUUAUCUGGAUGGCCGUCCUAUUCGGUGCCAUCACUGGAUUUAUCUUCAUGGUGGUUUGUCUGGGAUGUAUCCAGAAUCUGGACAAUGUCACCAACGCGAGCCUGCCGUUCAUGGAGCUGAUGCUUGAGACGGUCGGACUUAAGGGCGGAGCAGUUCUGAUUGCCCUGUUCAUCUUCAAUGGACUGGGUCAAGGUGUCAGUGUUCUAACAACAGCCUCACGUUUGUCCUGGGGAUUCGCUCGUGAUGGCGGCCUUCCCUGGAGCCGUUACUUCAGCCACGUCGACCCUGUGUGGCAAGUUCCCGCCCGAGCUCUCUGGGGCCAGGGCUUCGUGAUCGGAGUCGUUGGAAUAUUGUAUUUGUUCGCCAAUACCGUGCUCGAGGCCAUUCUCAGUGUCAGCACCAUCGCCUUGACUGUGUCAUACGCCAUGCCCAUCCUCGCAUUAUUGGUUGUUGGUCGCGACAAACUGCCCGAUGGCGGUUCCUUCAAACUCGGUCGCUGGGGCGCUUGGUUGAAUUGGGUUAGCAUCGUUUACUGCAUCAUCACCACCAUCUUCUUCCUAUUCCCAGGAAGCCCCAACCCAGCACCCAGUGACAUGAACUAUGCCAUCGCUGUCUUUGGUGUUAUGCUUGUUAUCUCGAUCGCUUUCUGGUUUAUCCGGGGAAGUCGCACGUAUCUCCAGACUGAGGAUGCAAUCGCUCAGAUGGUCUAUGCCCAGCAUUUGGAAAAUGAGGAGGCAGCGUCCAAUGAAUCUGGUGACCUGUAG